Messenger RNA from Boeremia exigua, 1201 nucleotides. RefSeq lists its product as uncharacterized. Gene Ontology annotation, biological process: mitochondrial electron transport, NADH to ubiquinone; mitochondrial respiratory chain complex I assembly. Gene Ontology annotation, molecular function: NADH dehydrogenase activity; 4 iron, 4 sulfur cluster binding. The record is from RefSeq and is a predicted model, not a curated record. Gene Ontology annotation, cellular component: membrane. Bases 293 to 982 code for a protein of 229 amino acids. The transcript is spliced from 3 exons. Lineage: Eukaryota; Fungi; Ascomycota; Dothideomycetes; Pleosporales; Didymellaceae.
GAAAGCUAUGCCGGUCAUGUGACUUUGGUCAUGAUGCGCACCCGACGAGGAAGGAGCGACCCAGACCACCACAUGGUGUUAGGCCCCUCGAAGAUUCGAACCGACCAAGCAAGUGCAUUCAAUCACCCUCCAACGCACUGCAACCCAGGUUUGCCUCCAGGACUGCCUCUCGUCGUACGCCCGCAUCCGGCCAAUCACAGGGAAUCCUUUACAACCACCGAUUUCCGAUUUCCUUGCUAAGUAUCAACUCGACACCCUCCACCGCCGCCAACACUACUCGCACGCGCCCACGAUGGCCAGCACCAAGCCAUUGACGAUGCUGGCUCGUGGCCCAUCGGCCACAACACUGCUCCGGCAGUCCCAGUUCGCGCCGCGCUUCGCCUCACCCGCCACCGCCGCCUUCUUCAGCACAACGCUUGCUCGCGCUGCCACGCCUGCAGGACCGCCCCCGCCUGGCUUCCGGUUACCGCCCCAGAAGAAGUGGGAUGAGGGCGAUUCGGCGCUGGACAAGGCCGGCAAGUACUUCUUGCUCAUGGAGAUGUUCCGCGGCAUGUAUGUGUCGCUAGAACAGUACUUCAGGCCCCCAUACACCAUCUUCUACCCCUUCGAGAAAGGCCCGAUUUCCCCCCGUUUCCGUGGCGAGCACGCCCUGAGACGGUACCCGACUGGUGAGGAGCGCUGCAUUGCCUGCAAGCUCUGUGAAGCUAUCUGCCCGGCGCAGGCUAUCACAAUUGAGGCCGAGGAGCGUAUGGAUGGCAGCAGGAGGACAACACGCUAUGAUAUCGACAUGACAAAGUGCAUCUACUGCGGUCUAUGCCAAGAGUCGUGCCCCGUUGAUGCCAUUGUCGAAAGCCCUAACGCUGAGUACGCCACCGAGACACGAGAGGAGCUGCUUUAUAACAAGGAGAAGUUGUUGGCCAACGGAGACAAGUGGGAGCCUGAGAUCGCAGCCGCUGCUCGCGCAGACGCGCCUUACAGAUAACGAGAAAGCAGACAGCGAAGGAGAGAACGGUGCUCGGGGUCUGUACAUAGUGAGAGAGUAGCCAUGUCUCGCUCAGCAAUUAGUUUCUUUUGUGGUUGUACUGUGAUUGUACAAGAGUAAACUCGAGUUUCAAGUUCAAUAAACCUCAAGCUGCAUGGUGUCUCGAGUGAAAAAUGCCGGAGCCAGCCAGUGCACUUAUCUCGAUCAGUUGUGGUCAAA